Molecule: messenger RNA, 627 nt
Organism: Rangifer tarandus platyrhynchus (Svalbard reindeer)
Lineage: Eukaryota; Metazoa; Chordata; Mammalia; Artiodactyla; Cervidae
Source: the annotation of a GenBank genome assembly
AUGUCCUCAGAUCAGGCCAGCGGGUUACCCUGUGAGAAGCAGAAAAGAGGCGCGGAAAGCCACCUGGAGUUGGGAAGGUGCUGGAAGGAGACGGGCUGCUCCGGACUGCGGCCGCCGAGUCAGGUGCAGCCGCCCGGAUUCGAGCGGCGUCGCGACGUCGGCGGGAGGACUCCCACCGUAGCUGUGGGGACUGGAUUCAAAGCCUGGGAAAAGUUCCUGCACUUUGAGAAGAAGGGCCCACUUGUGGGCGGCUAUCGGGGGGAGACCGAGGGGCUGCGCCCCGCCCCCCCUCCCGGAGGCUGCUCUUGUUUCUUCCACCUUUGCCAUCAGGUGUCUGCUGCGGAGCCGCGGCGUAUCCGGGAGACGCGAGGGGCUGACACACGCACGCACACGGGACUGCAGUUCCGCUGCCUCCUGGGGUCUCCUCGGAUUAGCAGACCCCACCGACCCAACUGCCGUCUCUCCGCCCUCCGGAACACCCCGGGAGGACCUGGGAGGCGGACACCUCCAGCUUGGCCUUUCCACACUCUUUCUGGCCGGCCUGCCAGCCAUUCCCUACUCAGUCUUAGCAGGAGCUCUCAUCCUCAACUUGGCCUCUUGGAUUUCCUCUGCCGUGGUCGUGACUAG